Fundulus heteroclitus (mummichog) is the source of this 4149-nucleotide messenger RNA. RefSeq names its product GA binding protein transcription factor subunit beta 2a (gene gabpb2a). Lineage: Eukaryota; Metazoa; Chordata; Actinopteri; Cyprinodontiformes; Fundulidae. Gene Ontology annotation, biological process: positive regulation of transcription by RNA polymerase II. Bases 359 to 1621 code for a protein of 420 amino acids. The record is from RefSeq and is a predicted model, not a curated record. Gene Ontology annotation, molecular function: protein binding; transcription cis-regulatory region binding. Gene Ontology annotation, cellular component: nucleus. The transcript is spliced from 8 exons.
AUAACCGCAUAUUUAUUUAUUUUAAACUGAAAUGUCGACGAGAAGAAAGUCUUAAUAUUAGUAUCUUAUUUUGAAGGCCGAAUCACAAACAUCCGGCUGCGGUACGGCUACCAAUCGCUAACUUUCCGCAGUAAACAAGCUCCGAGGACUACGACAAGCUACAGUGGUCCCAAAUACCCGUGUUUUGCGAAUUUUGAAACAGAUUCUGCGCAAAACCAGCCCAUGCUGCGUAUCGACGAGCUAUAGCAUCGCACAGAUCCUCUUCACGCAGCGCGGGUUUUGCGCUUCUUAGCCCGGCUAGCUUGCUAACAUUAGCAGAGAGGGGCAGCCAGCUCGGACCCGAACAAACCUGGACGCGAUGUCGCUGGUGGACCUGGGGAAGAGGCUGCUGGAGGCGGCUCGGAAAGGGAACGACGACGAGGUCCGAAACUUGAUGGCCAACGGAGCGCCGUUCACCACCGACUGGUUGGGGACGUCCCCCCUCCACCUGGCCGCUCAGCACGGCCACUACUCCACCGCAGACGUCCUGCUGAGAGCUGGCGUCAGCAGAGACGCCCGUACAAAAGUGGACAGGACCCCGCUGCAUAUGGCAGCCGCCGAGGGACACACAGUCAUCGUGGAGCUGCUGAUCAGGAGCGGUGCGGACAUCAACGCCAAAGAUAUGCUGAAGAUGACGGCUCUUCACUGGGCGGCGCAGCACGGACACCACGGCGUGUGCGAGACCCUCAUCAAGCACGGGGCUGACGUGCACGCACGCAGUAAAUUUGACAAGACGCCGUUUGACAUCGCAGCGGACAUCCAGAGCACCGAGCUGAUGCUGAUGCUGCAGGAGAGCAUGCAGAACCAGGUUAACAUGAACCAGGUGAGCAUGAAUGUUGAGACGACCAGCACCACCAACCAGCCACAGUUCAUAAUCCAGGGAAUACCUGCCAUCCAGGGGGGCGUGGUCAACCUGGCGGAGCUGCUCAACAAGGCCAACGCAGGAGAAUCAGAAGAGGCGAUGGCGGCCAACGCUCUGGACUCCAACAUCCAGCAUGCCACCGUGGUCAGCGAGAGCGGCCAGAGGGUCAUCACCAUUGUAACGGACCAGCACGGCAACCUUCAGACCACCGGGGGGAUGUCUCAGCCCUUCUUCGUCACCAUGCAGCACGGCCAGCCGAUGCUCGCCAUGUCAGCCAACACGGUGACAGAGGAGGUGGUGACAGAGGAGGCUCAGCCGCCGCCCUCCAGGAAGAGGAAGCUGGAGGUGACCAACAACCACAACGAAACUGGAGAAACGGAGUUGCUGCAGAGGCAGCUGCAGGAAGCCAACAGGAAGGCUCAGGAGUAUCGCCAGCAGCUCCUCCGCAAGGAGCAGGAGGCCGAGGAGUACCGCAUGAAGCUGGAAGCCAUGGCCCAAAGUCAGGCCAACACCAGCAACGGCAACACGGUCGCCGGCGCCAACGCCGCAAGCCCGGAGGAGGUGGUGGGAGGGGAGGACGAGGAGGAGGGGACCGCCGGCGUAGUGGAGGAGGAGGGGGAGAUGGUGGUGCUGCAGGAGGGAGGCAUCAUCAUGGAAGGGGAGGAAGGCCAGGUGACGCUGGUGGAGACGGGUGGCGAGGCGACGCAGGUCAGCUCCUAACGGAGAGGAAGGGCGGGGAGACGCAUCACAACAGGAGGCGGCUGAUUAGACUCUUACAUCUGACUGAGGCGGAGGAGGGGGGGGCGACUCGCUGAAGGAAGUGCAGCGUCACGGACAACCCCAGACAGGAUGGGGUCCUCACAAAGUUUAGGUUUCAAUCCCUAAACCGUUUGACAGCAACAGGUCAGGUGGAGGUGGGCGGACGUGCCGGGACAUCUCCAGUAAACUCCGCCUGCGCCGUGUCCCUGAACGCCUCCUUCAGCCGGUCCAACACAACGGGACGAGCUUCAUGAACUGUCAAGGACCCUGAAACCCAUGGUUUGCUUUUCUCUGUGGUCCCGCCUGCGAGCAGUAAUGAGACGAGACGUAGGGGCUCUCCUGCAUGGACACAGACAUGUAUGUUCCCUGAACGUUGCUAUAAAAAAAAAAAAAAAAGCUUUCUGCUUCCCUAUUUGAAAUGUAACCCAGCAGAAACUUAACUUUUUAGUGUUUGUCUUAAUGCAAGGUUUGCCCUGUUACCUCCUCUUUUUGAAGGCCAUCAUACACAUUCAGAGUUUAAUUUAGUGAAUCCCAAAGUCGGUUUACUUUGUGUAAUCGCUUCAUAACCGAACGACUUUUUUUAGCUUCUUUCAAAAAUCACAGUAAAAACACAAAGGUUUGUUUUUUUUUAACUAGUAUCGGGACACUACAGUGAUUCCUUCUCCACCGCGUUUCCUGUUCAGUGAUGUUUAUAACCAGCUGUUUUUUUUUUUCUUGUUUUAUUCCUCCAGAUGUGAUUUCAGCAUGAUUUAAUGGCAAACCCUAAACCAUGUCACAUGAUGCUGUAGGGAUCGAUUACACGUCGGGCAGCAUUUCCCACCUUCUGCACAACUUUUAUCCUCGUAUCGAGCAGGAAGGCUUUAGGUAGCUCCGGUCGAACUCUCAACAAGCAGCGAGGAUCAUUUUCUGGGUCGUUUUCCGAUGCUACGUCUUUAAAUCACUCCCAUAGUCCUGGUUAGAGAAGAUCCAGGUGUGAAUCAGGAAGGCUCUUCUACAGUAUUAAUUAUUUAGAGCCUAAUUCGUUUGCACCAUCAAGUAACUUAUGAAGUCCUUUACAUCCAAUAGUGCCAAGAUGUAGAACGGUAAAAGUUAUACAUUUAUUUUAUUACAUUACCUAAAUUUUAUUCAGCGUCUCAAUAGACGCCUGCAUAAACAAGUUUCCUCUCUAUUAGACCAACAAACUGUCUAUUUAUGGUUUACAAAUCGCUUUCUAAAAGCGGAUUGUUCGCUAAAUACCGCUGAAAUUGAGGUGUAUGUCAAAGCUGAACCCAGAUCAGCUGUUCCGAGCAGAAAUGAAGAUGUUUUUUUCCCCUUGAGAAGCUGAUAAAUACUUGAUGUUUCCCGUUUCUCCGCGCAUUCUCCGCCUUAUCUUAGAGCUUCACGCAAUCUUGCCUGCUGUCAGGGUCUCCUGGUUGGGAACCAGAUCAUAGACAGUGUUCCUCUUUCUGCGUGAGAUUAAUACCCUGUUGAGGUUUCAGAGGGACGGGAUGAAAGUGCUCCUCAAGGUUGCUCUGCUGUGAUUUGUAUCGUUAGAGAAGCCCUAACCAGUAAAGAUUUUUAUAUUUCUCCCAGGCUGGUGCUUGAUGGUUUCCGAUUCUGGACCCGUUAGGAUAUUUUUCCCUCUCUUCCCUUAAGGAUUUUGACACAUAAAAGAGAAAAAUGUCUCAUCUGACUGCUAAUAAUCCAAUUACAUGUUCUUGGUUAAUAAUUUAGUCAGGUCUCUAAAUUGUGAUUUGAUGAACAUGGAAAUUACAAAUCUUUCGGUAUUUAAUCUGCUGAUCAGAGCCAGUUGAGUAAAAAAAAAAAAAAAAAAAAAAAAACAGAGUCCGAUCUCAGUCCUUUCCAUUGCUGCGUCUCUAUGGGACGUCUGUCCACACCCAGCCAGUCCAUCCACCUACCAAUGGUUACCGGUUCUUUACGGUUUGUUCAGUACAAUGCUAGGCGUGGAACAAACCAGCAGAAAAAGGCACCACUGAUAUUCUCAUUUUGAGCCGUUUUGACUUUUUUUUUGAGGGGGAGAAAAAUUGUGAUUUUUUUUUGGCUAUGAAUUUAAUCACUGUAGAGAAAUAGAUUUAUAAUAAUCGAGUUAAACCUGGCUGCAGGUUCAAGAAUUUGAAUUCCAGUGGAGAUGAAUGUACCUAAGGGAAAUUAGGAAGCAGGUUGAAGUUUUACAGUAAAGUUUGAGGUGAAUGCCCUGAAGCCAAACACGCGCUCCUCUGAGGAGGUUCCUGUUCGUCCACUUCACUUCGCCCGAUCACACGUAUCCUCUCAGCUGCCCGUCACCCCCCCCCCCCUCUUCUUCUUCUUCUUCUUCACCCUGAGACUAGCUGUUGUUUGUGUUAUAGUUAUUUUUAUAAGCUUUGCAAAAACCAACCCUUUUCUAUGUACAUACAAAGUUGUAUUUUUUUAACAUUACCUAUUGGCUUCUCUGUGAUGAUGAUGUUGAUGAUGGCUGCCUGCAUUUAAAUAUAAAACUUUUUUUGAAGAAC